This is a messenger RNA of Laccaria bicolor S238N-H82, 1041 nucleotides long. RefSeq lists its product as uncharacterized. The coding region runs from base 1 to 1041 and encodes 346 amino acids. The record is from RefSeq and is a predicted model, not a curated record. Lineage: Eukaryota; Fungi; Basidiomycota; Agaricomycetes; Agaricales; Hydnangiaceae. The transcript is spliced from 8 exons.
AUGGGGAAGGGAUCCAUCAACAGCAUUCACAGAUUGCCUGUCCCUGUUGUCGACGCCCAAGACAGAGCUCCCUAUACCAUCGGCCAUCGAGUAUCGACCACUGAAGCCAUUCUCUCAGUCUUCUCAAAGUCGAGUGCCAAGACUGCACCGUUCGAAGAACAGUGGCACAGUGGCGAUGAGGUCGAGGUCAUGUCUCCGGGGAAAGCGGCAACAUUGUCCUCUCGGAAUAGGCCGUCAAGAGCUACCAAGAACCUCAAAACAAAGGCACCAAGUGCUCGCACCACUUUAUCAGAGAAUAGCAACCAAGGCCCUGCCAAACCUACUGCCAACAGCUCUGGCAUUCACGGAACAACCUCGUCUGCGGCUGAUGCUCCCAAGCAGCAUGUAUGCGCGGAUGACACCAACAAGAACACCAGCUCCAAGGGUGCAAAUGACAAUGCCAAAGAACCCAAGCGCCCAAGCGCAGUAGACGUGGUUUCUGCUCCGAAAACAAAGGUGGCAGCAAAACCAAGGGCCUCGAAGGCCAGCGCUGCAGCGGAGUUCACCGAGGACUAUGCCGACAAGCUUCGAAAAGCGAUCUAUCUCCAAGGUCCCCUCCCCGAUGAUUCUAUCACGACCCAACUGCACAUCCAAGGCUACGAAGUAGUCAUCCGCAAAGAAGAGAUUUCUGUCCAGCGGGAAACUAACAAACUCAAGAAACGAAAAUUAGAACUACAAGAACAAGGACUUCAGCUCACCAUUCAAGUCCACCAACAAGCGGUCGAACAACAUUCUGAAGAAAAAAGGAUCGCCAGCCCAACAUCUAGAGAUGUGGAUUGGGCAGAGAACAUUCAAGACCUUGCCAUGGUAAAAUUGUUCGAGUCAUGGGAGGAUUCCGACAUUAUAAUUUGGUCUGAGCACACCAAAGCGGACCGCGCCAACAUCGCCAAAAAGUAUGGGGAAUUUGUUCAAAUUCAAUACCCCGCGGCUGCGGGACAUGAAUGGAGCUGGGGUGAGGAUGGUUCAGAGUUUCUGACUUUAAAAAGAGCCCAAGAACGUUAA